UGUGACAGCGGCCCGUUCGCAGCACUCAUGGCUGUCGGUGACAAGCACGACGCCAGCCAAUACGAUGUCGAAAUCUGCGAAACGCAAUGGACCUACGGUACUGUUGUUCGUGGUGUCGAAGUCUGGGGCAGCAAGGACCGUAUCAGCGGAAUCUCCUUGACGUACUCCAACCAGGACCACAGCCAUCUCAUCGGAGCACGCGCAGGAGACUACCACCAGAAACUGGACUGGGAUCCCUUUACUGUCCAGGUGUCGCGGACUGUGCUCUGGUCUGACCGGGAUGCUACGCAGCUUGGUGGCUUGCGCAUCGAGCUAUCCAAUGGUGAAAGCCUCGAAAUGAAGAUCGACAAACUCAGUGGCAAGACAUUCAGUCCGGACGUCGGCAGUGGUAUCAUGCUGGGUGGGUGGGGACGAGCAGACGACCACAUCACAGCCUGGGGCUGGAUGUUCCUCGAAGACAAAGUCGACAAGAUCCAGAUCGGAGACUUCAGAUGGGACCAGGACCAGGAAGAAUUUGCCAAAUCGCAAGCAGGAAUCAAGAGAGCCGUAAAGGCGUCCCAAGGCCAGUACAACUCAGCCUCCAACGCCACCACCAUCGCUUUCGACAUCACCGACACCGUCGCCAACUCGUACUCCUACAGCCAGAGCGUUCAUUACAACUUCGGCAUGGGCUAUUCCCUUGAAAUCAGCGGCCAGGUCGCGGGCGUCGGUCCCAAAUCCAGCUUCAGCGUCUCCUUCGAGGUCGGCCAGGACUUUAGGAAGGAAUGGACCGAGACCCAGUCCACGACGCUCACCUUCAAGGUCUCGCAGCCCGCUCUGCCAGGAAAGACCACCAUGUGCAUUGGCUACGUCGAGUAUGGCGAAUUCGACAUGGGCUACGAUGCGAAUGUGCACAUCACGCUGAAGAACGGGAAGACGUUCGACUUUAGGGAGAGGGGUGAGAGGAAGCAGACUAUGUUUGGCCAAGCGCAGACGGCGUGUGCGGAUGAGGAUGGGGAUCAUACCGGGGAGAGCGCCGAGGACUUUGUCAAUCGGCAUCGGCCGGCGACUACGAAGAGGGAGAGCAGGAAGAGGGAGAGUAGGUUUAUUUCUCGCCUGCCUGCUGCUUAGAUGUUGCAGUAGGGCAAAUAACCUUGAGAAGGAUCUUUGCGGAUGCGACUAAGGAGGUAGGCUGUAGGGUAUGCAUCUGUGAGCUAUAUUGGUGGAAAUUACUCUGCGAUGCUUUCGAAGAUAUGCAGAUGAUAUAUCGCACAGGAAAAACUAGGUUGAUUCUGAUGUAGUGUAGAUAUCCGUUCUGGAC
This is a messenger RNA of Paraphaeosphaeria sporulosa, 1300 nucleotides long. RefSeq lists its product as uncharacterized. NCBI's taxonomy places the organism in Eukaryota, Fungi, Ascomycota, Dothideomycetes, Pleosporales, Didymosphaeriaceae. The record is from RefSeq and is a predicted model, not a curated record. The coding region runs from base 28 to 1110 and encodes 360 amino acids. The transcript is spliced from 2 exons.